CUCUGGGAAAUGUAGUGCGGAGUCUCUCGGAGCAGCGAGUACACGCAUGCCCAGCAGCGCCCGGGGCCUGGUGUCUAACAUGACCUUGUACAGAACUGAUUGAGGGCCGCCUGCUGCAGCACUUUGAGCCAAGUCUCUCUGAGUUCAAGACUUAAAAAAUGGGAAAGUGAUUUGCAUGGUUCCUCCUAUGCCCGUCAGCUCCUGUGUUUGGUGGCCGAGGCCUCUGCCGAUGAAUGACCAUGUGCUCUGCUGCCCGCCGAGGUCUCCAUCCUUCCCUGUGAGGAGCGAGCCGUGCACCAGCCAGGAUGGCCUUGGGGCUCCUGAAGAAGCAGGGAUUGGUGAGAUUCAGAGAUGUGGCCGUGGACUUCACCCCGGAGGAGUGGGGAUGCCUAGCCCCAUCUCAGAAGGAGCUCUAUAGGGAUGUGAUGCUGGAGAACUAUUUGAACCUGGCCUGUCUGGGACUUGCUGUGUCCAAACCUGCUGUGAUCUGUCAGUUGGAACAAGGGGCAGCACCGUGGCUGCCUGAGGGAGACGCCUCAGUACGCUGCUGUCCAGAUUGGGAAAUUAAUCCUGGAAUCACAUACUGUGUUCCAAACUUGGAUGUUUCCGUGGAACUAUCAUUGCAGAAAAGUCUCAGAAGGAAGGAUCUCUUUGUCUCCAGCUUGGGAGAAUCCUGGGAAUGUGAUGCUAUGCUAGGGAAGCGGCAGAGCAAGAAGAAGGAACCUUCUCGAUCUUGUAUUGGGCAGAAGUGUUAUGAAUGUCACGAGUGUGGAAAUGUCUUCCCUCGGAGGGCAGCCUUGACUCGACACCUGAGGAUUCAUACUGGAGAGAAGCCUUAUGAAUGCCACGAAUGUGGGAGGGCUUUCCGUGUGAGUGGCAUGCUUACUGUACAUAAGAGGAUUCACACUGGAGAGAAGCCUUAUAAAUGUAGUGAGUGUGGGAAAGCCUUCCGUGUGAGCGAACAUCUUACCCAACAUCAGAUCCUUCACACUGGAGAGAAGCCAUAUAAAUGUUACGAAUGUGGGAAGUCCUUCUACCGGAGCACAGAGCUUACUCGACAUCAGAGAAUUCAUACUGGAGAGAAACCUUAUGAAUGUAGUGAGUGUGGAGGGACCUUCCGCUGGAGGGCAGCUCUCACCCAACAUCAGACAAUUCACACUGGAGAGAAACCUUAUGAAUGUCAUGACUGUGGCAAGGCUUUCAGGAGGAGCACAGAUUUUACUCGUCAUCAGAGGAUUCAUACAGGAGAAAAGCCUUACGAAUGUCUUGAUUGUGGAAAGGCCUUUAGCAGGGGCACGGAGCUUACUCGACACCAGACGAUUCAUACUGGAGAGAAACCUUAUGAAUGCAGUGAAUGUGGGAAGACCUUCCGCUGGAGGGCAGCUCUCACUCAACAUCAGACAAUUCACACUGGAGAAAAACCUUAUGAAUGUCAUGACUGUGGGAAGGUCUUCCGUCUGAAGAUACAGUUUUCCCGACAUCAGAGAAUCCAUACAGGAGAGAAACCUUAUGAGUGUGAUGACUGUGGAAAGACCUUCCGCCGAAGGUCACAGCUUACUCAACAUCAGAGAAUUCAUACUGGAGAAAAACCUUAUAAAUGUCAUCAAUGUGGGAAGGCCUUUUGCUGGCGAACAGAACUUACUCGACAUCAGAGAAUUCAUACAGGAGAGAAACCUUAUGAAUGUCGUGAAUGUGGGAAGGCCUUUCGUGAGAGUGGGACCCUUACUGUUCAUCAGAGAAUUCACACUGGAGAGAAACCUUAUAAAUGUAAUGAAUGUGGGAAGGCCUUCUGUGUGAGUGGAAAGCUUACUCGGCACCAGAGAAUUCAUACUGGAGAGAAACCUUAUGAAUGUCAUGAAUGCCAGAAAGCUUUUCCCCAGAGGGAAGAACUCAUUCGACAUCAGAAAAUUCAUACUGCAGAGAAACCAUAUCAGUUGAUCAGUCAAUCGAUGAGCAUUUAUUAACCACUUGCUGUGUUCCAAGUACUGUGCUAGAUGCCAAGGAUACAGAUUCCAAAUACACAGCCUUAUAAAUGUCGUGACUUCUGCCAGGGAAUCCUGACUCAUUUCAACAGAUAUUUAUAUUUAGAGUUUUAUCAUACACCAGACAUUCUGCUAGUUGCUGGGAAUACAGACACAAAAAUGUAACAGUUCCUUCCCUUAAGAAGCUUACAUUUUCUUGAAAAAACACCCUACUGAAUGAUGGACAGUUCCUGUUGAAGAGAGAAACAAUGUCAAACUUGAUAAACUGAGGGAAUUCUUUCUAGGCAGAAACCUGAGGAGAAGACGUUUUGCCCAAGCAGAGAUUUAUUGAACUCCCCAAAGUUAAUUGCCAAUUCUCAUGGCCUUUUCUCAGUUCUCUUCCUUCUUGACCUCUCUCCUACAUUUCACACUGAUGAUCACCUUUUCCUUCUGGAGACUCCUUUCUAGGUUUUUGUGACCCUGUUCUCUCCUUGUUCUUCUACCUGUCUAAUUGUUCUUUCUCAGUCUUCUUCGCUGUUUCCUCAGGCUGGGUCACACCCACCAACUGGAUGCCAAGGCUUUGUCCUGGACUCUCUUCUUUCUGUCACUGGAUGAUCUCUUCAGUUCCAGUGGGUUCCAUUAUCAUCUCUACCCAGAUGAUACCCAGAUCUCAAACCAGAUGUCCUGUAGGCACCUGAAACUCAGCAUGUCCAAAUCUGAACUCGUCUCCACCUAUCCCCUUUUCCCAGCUCUCCUCUCUGAUGAACUUCCUUAUUACUAUUGAGGACAACACUGUCUUCCCAGUCACUUAGGCAUGUAGCUUUGGAGUCCUCUUCAGUUCCUUAUUCUUGCCCCACGUGUCCACACUGUUGCCAAGACUUGCCCUUUCUACAUUCCCAAUAUCUCUUCCAUAUGCCGCCAUCUUGGCCACCACUCUGGUUCAGGUCCUCAUCACCUCACACCUAGAUUAUUGCAAUAGCUGCUGGUGGGUCUGCCUGGGGUCUCAAGUCUUUCCUCCUUCUAGUCCAUCCUCUGAACAGCUGCCGGAAUAAUUUUCCUAAAGUGUAGGUCUCACCAUGCCUGUCUCCUAUUCAGUGAAUUCCAUUGGCUCUCUGUUACUUGCAGAGUAAAUACAAAAUCUUCUGUUUGACUUUUAAAGCCCUUCACGACAUGUCUCCUACCUUUACUUGCUUCUUAUACUUCUAUCCAGCAACACUGGCUUCCCUGCUGACACUCAUUCAAGACACUUCAUCUCCAGUCUGAGCCUUUGCAAUGGCUUUGUGCGUGGCUGGGAGACCCUCACCUCCUCACCUCCAUCUCUUAGUUUCCCAGGCUUCUUUCAGGACUCCACUUAAAUUGUCUUCUUCGUUACAGUGUGAGUCUCUUGAGGGUAGGACUGUUUUUGCUCUCCUGUGUAUUUCCAGCACAUAACACAGUGUCUGGCCAUGCUAAGUGCUUAGCAAAUGUUUGUUAACCAACUGAUCUCAGAUAAUCCAUUCUUGAGGGUAUGACUGUAAUGAGUGUGAGAAGACCUUCACCUGAAGGUCAGUCUAUAGAAUUACUGCUGACGUGAAACUCUAUUAAUGCACUGAAUAUGGAAAGGCUUUCAACUAGAGCAGUAAAUUUCACUCUUUGCCAGGGCAUGAGUCAUUAAGAAAUCCCUACAGAAGAAUGUAAUAAAGUCAUGAGUAAGGACGUCAUACCAAAUUUCUUUUUCUUUUUUUUUUUUUAGGUGAGGGCAGUUGAGGUUAAGUGACUUGCCCAGAGGCACACAGC
Molecule: messenger RNA, 3737 nt
Organism: Phascolarctos cinereus (koala)
Lineage: Eukaryota; Metazoa; Chordata; Mammalia; Diprotodontia; Phascolarctidae
Biological process (GO): regulation of transcription by RNA polymerase II
Cellular component (GO): nucleus
Molecular function (GO): RNA polymerase II transcription regulatory region sequence-specific DNA binding; DNA-binding transcription factor activity, RNA polymerase II-specific
Source: RefSeq, a predicted model, not a curated record